Messenger RNA from Labrus mixtus (cuckoo wrasse), 8798 nucleotides. It is a transcript of the gene fgf11b, whose product is annotated as fibroblast growth factor 11b. The record is from RefSeq and is a predicted model, not a curated record. The transcript has 5 exons. Gene Ontology annotation, molecular function: fibroblast growth factor receptor binding; growth factor activity. Gene Ontology annotation, biological process: cell differentiation; fibroblast growth factor receptor signaling pathway; regulation of cell migration. The coding region runs from base 824 to 1567 and encodes 247 amino acids. NCBI's taxonomy places the organism in Eukaryota, Metazoa, Chordata, Actinopteri, Labriformes, Labridae. Gene Ontology annotation, cellular component: cytoplasm.
AGGACUGUGGAAAAGGAGCCUGCCACCAUCGGAAGCAGAAGAGGAAUUUCUGUCUAUCUGUGUCCAUGUCUCUGCUCCGCUCCCGAGAUCAUCAUUCCCACAAAGACCGCCUGCCUCCCGCCUGCUGUUCCACCUCUGGAUUUAAGUCUGCUGGAUUACUGCUCGGACUCUCGGCUCAUUAUUCCAAGCUGCCACAUUUAAAUGGGAGGCAAAGUUGGACCUCCAUGGACUGCACAAAUGGUGACAAACAGUUUGAUUUCUCUGGCGCUAUUAAGAGCUUCUUAGCAUUCAAAAUGAUUUCACUUUUCUUCAGUAAAAGCGUUUUUAUAUGUAAAACAAUUUAAGCUUCUUCUCUUUGGUAGUGUCUGUUUAAAGUAGGGUAGUUAUUUGCAAUAAAAGCUUUGAACUUGUAUAUUUAGGCGCAUUUGGAAAUGAAAAAUGAGUGGGGAAGAGGGAUAGAUCUACGUCUCCAGCUACAGUUUUUUUAAACUUAAUCAGUCUAACCUUGGCUUUUCUGUUAUUCUUCAAGCCGAAAAUGUGACUGUGACACUUUUCUGUGCUCUCUUAGUGUCGGAUUUUUAUUUUUGGUCCAAGUGAAGGCUUAACAUCCAACUGCAGGUGAACUUGCAUCGCUUUCCUCUCUAAGGGAACCCUCAGACUAAACUCUUCCCUGUAACCCACUUAGAUCUCCCCUGUGGGGGCUUCUCUAAAACCUGCGUCCUACUCUAGUUUUUUUGAAGAAAAGUAAAAAAGCCGAACCAGCCAGAAAGGGGGUACUGGGAAGGAAGACAACCCCCCUCCCAAAGGUGAGAGGGGGGGGAAGAUGGCAGCUCUCGCCAGCUCUCUCAUCAGACAGAAACGGGCGGUCAAGGACGACCAAACCAACCGACCGGUAGCCAACAAGCGCAAGCCCUGUCCUAAGAGCAACAAGUCCUUGUGCCAGAAACAGAUCCUGGUCCUGAUCUCCAAAGUACGACUAUGCGGCGGUCGAAAAGGUCGAAACGAAAAAAGACCGGAGCCACAGCUGAAGGGCAUUGUUACCCGGCUAUACAGCCAGCAUGGAUACUACCUACAGAUGCAGCCUGACGGCACAAUGGACAGCACAAGGGAUGAAAGCAGCUCAUUUUCACAGUUCAACUUAAUUCCAGUGGGACUGCGGAUUGUGGCAAUCCAGGGGGCAAAGACAGGGUUAUACCUGGCCAUGAAUAGCGAUGGAUACCUCUAUACCUCGGACAACUUCACUCCUGAGUGCAAGUUCAAGGAGAGUGUGUUUGAGAACUACUACGUAACAUACUCCUCCAUGCUCUAUCGCCAGACCCAGUCUGGACGCUCUUGGUACAUCGGUAUAAACCGAGACGGCCAGAUCAUGAAGGGCAACCGAGUAAAGAAGACCAAAGGAGCAGCGCACUUCCUUCCUAAAGUUAUAGAAGUCGCGAUGUAUAAGGAGCCAUCGCUACAUGAGCUUGCUGGUGAGCCGGUGAGUCCUCCUCGGAAGACAGUGAAGACGUCAGAUUCUCCGUCCCUGAAAAAUGGACGGAAAGAAGCUCCAAAGGCUGAUGCCUCAUAGCGAAGGAGACUGAGGGUGGGACAAAGGGCAGCAGGGACACUGACGACACAGUCGCCCUUACUGCACUGAGGCUAGCUGAGAGAAUGGCCCUCUUUGGCCGCCAUAUUCCAGAGGUGCACUACAAGAUGCUAUGAUUUUAGAGAAAGGUCAGCGGUCCAUCAGUGGUCCAUCAGCAGCCAAGAAGGCCUAAAGAGGAGUCUCCCCCUCACCUGUCGGUCCAGGCCAGAACUACUACCCACUCCCCCUCAAAUUGUUUGUCUCUUUCUCUCCCCCUGGGACUCUAAUACACAGUCUCCUUCAUUUCUCUGUCAUGCUUCAAGCUUCUUUGUUCACUGACAUUACGCCUACCCACCGUCUGAUCUAUUCUGCUGUAUAUUCACCACUCACUCAUUCCCAGUGCUGACUCGGCAUCGUAAUCCUAACCCCUGGGGCCCCUUCUUGAGCCCUAAAGUUGGUGACAGUGUGGCUCAGCCAGCUUUCCACCCACCAUCUGCCGAGCAGCUAAGCUAAUCACCAAGGUCAACUAAAGCUCAAAGGGAGAUGAAACAGCUCAGAGUAAAGAUAGCUGCUGGGAUCCUGGGUCAGGUCAGGUCAGCUCUGCAAGAAUGCAUACGAGAAAGUGUGUGGAUAAAAAAAAAAAACAUUUAAGAGGAGUAUAUGACACUAAAACUAAAAUUCAUUAUCUUGUGUUUGUUCUCGUUUUGUUUUUCUUUGUUUUUCUUUAAGAAAUUAAUAUGGCAAAAUAUCAACUUCAAGAUACAUGAAUCGUCAACUCUGUAUGAGAUGAAGAUGAUACUGCUACUCAAAGGAUAAAAUCAAAACAAAAGCAAGUUGGUGAUCAUAAAGAAAAGACAUUGGGAUUGGAAUUGUAGGAUGGUAAUAAUGAAAAUAACCUCAUUUGAAAGGUUUUGAAGCUCACAGUAGAUGCACUGCUUGCAUUAGUGUCAUUUAAAAUCAAAUAAAUUACAAAAAAAUACAAAAUAAAAUAGUAUCUUCCUGGAAAGACGAGCCAUAACAUAGAACAUUUAAAAAUAGAGUCUAACUGCAGACUCUAGUGAAUAGAGCAAUAUUAGCAACAACAAGCCAGAGAAUAAUUCUCAGAAGAGAAAGAAAAUGAAUGAAUGGGAGAGCGAUGCCACUGUCUUCCCAGCGUCUCUUCUUUUAUCAGGUGACUACUUAUUAUAUUGCACUUACUCAUUGCAGGCUACAAAUGAACAACUGUGUCGUGUUUCAAAUCCCACAAUGUAUCUGAACUCCAGUCACCUGGAAAAGGAGCCGUAGUGUGUACUUCACUCAGCAUCUGCUGUCAGCACAAAGCCAGGUUUGAAGGCAAACAUCAAAGCCAGAGGAGCCUCUGAGCUGCAGCACUUGUUAUUCUGAGGACGUCUGGCAGCUUAUCCACUCGCUAGCUUUAUCAAAUCACCUUGGAAGAAUCGCCCUCAAAAAUGGAGUCGUCUGAGUGAAUGUCGUGGUGUGAUUUUGCUUUAACCCCUGUGUGUGAGGGGAUGACUUUCUACAGUAAAGAUGCACUUUUAGACCGUGUGUGUGUGUGUGUGUGUGUGUGUGUGUGUGUGUGUGUGUGUGUGUGUGUGUGUGUGUGUAUGAAGUGCCCCUGUCGAGGAGGAUGGAUAAAGAUACUGUGGGUAACCUCUACCAUGUCCUUCAGACAGGACAACACAGUGUGUCUUUGAUAUGUCUGUGUCUGUGAAUAGGUGAUACUUGGGGAAACUCCAUCUUGUGAACCUUUUUCACUGAUUGAAGAGAGUUUCAAUAAGGGUUGAGUAGUGGCAAGAAACCGGCGAUACAAUAUGAAGAUACCUAUAGGUAUGGAUGAGUUUAUUGUGACACUUUGCUGUAGUGUAAGUAAGGUAACAUUUUGCAUAUUUUAUGGCUCUGCCUGUUUUGUUGGCCUUUUCAUUCCCAUGUCCUUUGUAUUAACUCUAGCAAUAUAUACUUAAAUGAUAAGAUCAAUUGCUUUUUUGUUUACUUUGUUACAUUGGCAAAAAACUGUUUUAUAGCUAAAGCUAGAUUACAACACUGCUAUCUGGUGGUUGGUGUCGACACACAUUACAAAAUUAACCACUGCCAUGAAUCUCUGGGUGUUGUUAACUAUUGACUUUAAAUCGAUAAAGUGUUUUUGAAAAUGUAUUCAGUUUUCCAAAACAUUAUGUGAUAUGUCAUAUAUGGUGGGUGACUAUAAGACACUAAAGUGUAUUGAUAUUUUCUUACAUCCCUUUUUUGUUAACAUUUCAGAACCAAAAGAGUACUUAAGUUAGCCAUCAUUCUAUUUCUAUGUAAUCAGAUAAUGUUAAGAUGUGCAAGACUUACAUACAAACAUGCAAUGGCCUGAUGGGAAGUUGAGGCUUCUACAUGCAGAGCUUCAGAGCUGCAGGGUUUUGUAGUUGUCAUGUCAAUGCUGGCUACUGUUGGAUGCUGUCUGCUCUUAUAAUGCACUGAAGGGAAAAAAAUGUCACCACAAUGUUCAGUCAGAGUGAAUGUGUAUGGAUAUGACCAACAAAUAACGUCACAAGCUAUGUCAGGAUGAGCAAUGCUUGGAGAUAUGGAAGACAAACAGUGAAAAUCCUUUCGUUAUGGACUUAUAUUAUAGAUUAUCUUCAGGUGGUUUUAAGGCACUGGUAUGGUGUUUAAUUUUAAUGGCAACAUAAUGUGCAGAGAGGUUGUAGAAUGUGAAACAGAGGCUGUGAAGAAUGUGCUCUAUUGACAGUGAGAGUAAGUGUGAAAUAAGGAGUUGAAUUGUAAAGAGGUCAGCACAUGGAAGCAGUUGUUUGGAGAGACUGGAUUAGCAGGUGUAUUCUUGUUGAAUGUUGAUAAGGAAUUUCUGCAGGAAAGUAAGUAAAAUUCUUGGCAGGGUUUUACGCUGUGUGUGGAUAUGAUAAUUAAUGUGAGACAAAGAGGCAUGUAAGGCACUGUGAGCUAUUUAUGACAGGGGUCUAUGGAGGAAAUUAGUUCGGAGGAUUUGGCAUUUUUUCACGAAGUCGUUAAUUUUCUGCACUUUUCCAGAGGGAGUAUCACUCAGUUCAAAUUUGGAUAUUUUGUCCUUGUAGCACAUUUUGCAUUGAAGACCUACGAAUGCUCCCUCUCCCUGGUGAAUUUUGGUACAGCCUAAGUAUGAUGUCUCACUGGGCAUUACCAACUACUAUAAGAUAUCAAAGUGUGUGCACAGCAGGUAGUACACAAUGCUAGGCUUAUUUUAGCUGCCAGGAAGGACUUGUACAGUUUUUGAGUAUUUAUGUCCCAUCUGGGAGCUUUUUUUUACUCCACUCCACAUUACUAAGUUUAUCCUAAGUCCAUUAUCUAAAAGUGAAGCGCUUGAAAGUGCAAAUCAGCAACUGCCAAAUUUAAGACAUAGGUGCAUUUCUUUUCUUCAUGGGCUGGAAAUAGCAAUGACUUGGAUUGUCAAUUGAUCUGCCAUUAUUUUCUUGAUUUCCCAUAAUGUCUAAAAUAAAUCAGAAAAUUAUGAAAAAGCCAGUUUCAAACAGCCUAAAUGGAUUUCGUCCGAUGUCUGAUUUUGUCAUGGAGCUGGUUCCAGAUAAACUUUGAAUUUUUGCUUCAACUUUAAACUGAUAAUCGAAUUGGCUGCCAAUUGACGAUGUGAUAAUAACAGAAUUUGCUGAGCUGUCCUGUACAGUGACAGAGCACGUAUAUGUUUAACUUAUAUAAAGUAUCCCUCACCAUGGCUAAAAUGUUACAGUAUAACUUUAUCAUGUAGCAUGGAGAUCUCCAUCCUCCAUAGACCUUACUCUCAAAAAGCAAUCAGUCCUUACUAUUGUAACACUGAAGAAUGACACUGUAAGUUGUCCGAUUGUAAUACUGCAAGUACACAGAGAAGAAAAAAGAAUGUAAAUAAGACCGACGUCGAACGUGAAGUUAGAAAGACGAAGAAUGUAGGUUAAGAAGAUCUGAACAGAACAGUAAGUUGAUGAAUGUAAAGUUAGGGAGUUCAGAGGUGAGUAAGUGCAUUGAAGGCUGCAGAAGGUAUGCUUUAGAUCAUGGUUGUAGAAUGUAAAAGUUGUGGGUGAAAAAAGGUUGUUUAAGUUCCACAGGAAAGGUUUACUGUGAAGUAGAUGAGGUAUUAAGAGGAUCUUUGUAGUUUGAAGAAGUGUUUUCCCAUUGAGACUACUUUUAUGUUGCAAAGCUAACAGCGGGGUGGUAACAUGGAAAAUAAAAACCCUGAUACAGUUUGUGUGCCUACGCAAGAGAGAUUUAAAGUCGUAAUCCCUGUCCCUUCCCUACAGCAUCUCUUUCACCACAGCCUACAGUCUAUACAGCCCAUUAACUUUCUUUUCAACACUGUUUCCUGUGUAGGUGUAUACUGUGUGUUUAUUAGUCUGUGUGUGUUUGUGUGUGCAUGUGUGUGUGUGUGUGUGUGUGUGUGUGUGUGUGUGUGUGUGUGUGUGUAUCUAUGAUUAAGAGUAAGGUAUAAGACAAGACACAGAGGCAAGGAGAAAAAGUAAAGGGCAUGAGAUUGAAACAGUGAUCGAUAGACUCAAUAAACCACAAACUGGAGAACAGCCACACUGUGAUGGGUGCAAAAAUUUCCCCAAGGUCUGCCAGAGACAGCCAAAUCCAUUUGUUCAUAAUGAACUCAUAAGGGCCGCUCUUUGAUUUCUUCCUGUAAACUCAACAAACAACCCAGUUGGAUGAGAACAGAAGCAAGACUUUUUUUCCUAAGGCCCAACAGGAUGUGCAUUAACAGCCAUAUUAUCCUCUAGGUAAAAAAAAGAAAAGUACGACAUAGUACGGGUAAAUAACGUUCCUAAACUUGGCCCACCGAAAAUAAUAGACAACAGAAACUGUGGCACCUUAUAGCAUUAGUCAUUGCUUGAAACAUAAAACAAGUUAACUCGCUGUCUAAGCAGGUACUUAAGAAAUUAAGAAAAGCAGGGAAUCCCUCUUUAACAGAGUUUAUGGGGAAAAAGAGGCAAUAAUAAACUGCAGCUACAUCAUCACCACAAAUGUUUAAGCAAUGCAUUAAAGAUUUAAAUUAUUUAUCACCCUUUUUUAACUUUUGCCAACAUCCAGGGAAACUUUGGGGGGAAACAUUGUCAACAUUUGAAGUGAAUCGGAACAAACGAGGCAUUUUAAUCACGCUGUAUAACAAUACGGUGUGAGAGAAAAAUAAUGUUUAGAAUAUGAGACCAUUCAAGAUAUACAUCUUCUUUUCUUUUCUUUUGAAUAUAGGGUUUUGUUCUGUUUUUUUAAUCAAGUUAGAAAAAAAUGACUUUCAAAACAUUUUUUGUCCUUUUGUGAAUAUCCCUUAAAAUACUCACAAAUUGACCCACUUAACUGCAGACCAUUAUGAUCAAACUGAAGCUCAGCACUGUCAAAAACCACACGGCAUUCCAAUGUUAGAGAAAAUGUUAUUAUUCAUGUUCCCCAAAUACACAUGUUCAAAACAUUAUUUACACUAACUAUACCAUGAAAUCUGUCUGUUUAGAGGGAAAUCCGUGUAUGAAUGGCUCCCUCUAAUGGUCGAGCUUGGAUGUUAAAUACUACUAAUUAGGGAACUGCUUUACCAUCUGAUUUCCUGAAUUAUAUGAUGACGCCGCGUUGUUCAAUGCCUUCUUAUUUUGGUUAUGAAACACUUCAAACGUGCAGCAGAUCCUCACAUGUGAUUGGUGCUCUACUAUUUAAUUUUUUUUAAUUUAAAUUUAAUACAGAUAAAAUUGUCACUGUGAGUUAUGGUACCCUGCAGUGUUCCAUACUGAAAUACCGUAUCCAGUGAUAAAUUGGAUGAACAUUACAACGUCAAGAAUAAGAGAAAACAGUUUGGGAUAAGACGUUUUUGGGGCUGCUGAAGUCUUUAAUGACAGUACAGAAAGAAUGUGUGUCACUCUCACUGUUUCUAUGUAUUCAAUAUUGAGAGCAUGAUUCUUCAAGGGUUAAGCCUUGAAUGCAACACUGAGUUUCAAUACUGCUGUUUUUAAGUAAUCAUUCUUGUGAACUGGUACAACUCAGACGACAUUUAAACUGUUCUUUAAAAGAUCUUUUUGGCUGCUGCUGCAUAUAAUGUGUCACGUCGGCAGCCUCUCAGAGGAAUGAAUAAAAUGUGAAGGAUGUAACAUGUCGCCCUUGAUCUCUGUUCCACAUAGCUGCAUGCUCUCAGACAACAAAUCCAGUCUCGAUGGCAUAAAUGUAAGGAAGGCUGCCAGUUUACAUGUAUGUUUUUGUCAAUGAUACAAAUAGCAUAAAUCUGAUGUAUUAUGUCAGGUCUUUUUUUCAGAAAUGUAUUUUAAUAGUGUUGAGAAAUGUUUUCAUUGUCUUUGGUUGUUCUACUUUGUCAUGUUUUCUUUUUAAUGCAGAAGGAAAAAAAUGUUGUUGCUCCUCAAAUAUUUCUUACUAUGUGCUGUAUUUUUUGUCUUUGGUCUGCGCUGUUGUAUCCACACUGACGUGUCCUCAGAGUGAACUUCAACCAAACUGAAUCCCACUGUGCGCCUGAGCUGUGUGUUUGUGAAAGAUGCAAUGUAUUCACGGGGAAACAGCAGGAAAACAACUCCUUAAAGCCAACAUGUGUCCUACCAUACACAGCAAUGUGACCUUGGUGGUCUCAGAGUUAUGGUUACGCAAGUCUUCCAGAAGGUUCCCACAACCUUUCCCCCUACUAUUGUGAACUUCCAAUCUUUUUGUCUUCCGAGAAACUGACUAUAAAAAAAGGAUAAAACAAAAGAAAAAGCCAUAAAUAAAAAUGAGCCUUGGCAGUGAUUAGCCUCAGAUAUAAGGCUUGAAUCGUCAGGCGCCUCCUGAGUGUUCCCAGCGAUUUUGAAAAGUGUUGGACUCCUUAUAAGAGCCAAAGCAUGCCGAGGAAACGUACUGGCUUUUUUUUUUUUUGACUACUUUGGGAAGCAGAAAACAGGAAUAAAGACCAGCAAUAUGCAACUACCAGCCUGCACUCAAGGAAGAAAAACAAAUUCAACAACAAACUACAAUCAGGAUUCGCAGGCUACACAGGCAACCAGUGGUCCGCAAUAAUAACUGCUAAAUGUCUUGACCGACCUGGGUAAUUCUUUUGCAAAGCAUGCAUUCGUCACUGUUGUUUGGCUAAUUUGGGAUGACUCCCUCUCAGUAUCUACAGACACAAGCCCUCGAUUCACCCUCUCUCCAUGUUUGCCAUCAGAUCUGUGUACAUUUCUACAAUAACUCCUAUAUGAAAUGAAAGGAGAUGUCGUAUUCUGAAAUAUUAUUCAAUAAAAUAACAUAUAUUUGUAUGAUU